Dentiscutata erythropus is the source of this 310-nucleotide messenger RNA. The record is from the annotation of a GenBank genome assembly. Lineage: Eukaryota; Fungi; Glomeromycota; Glomeromycetes; Diversisporales; Gigasporaceae.
GAAUGCUAAAUGUAACAAAAAAGUUGUUGAGAAUAGUUGCGGAGGAAAAGUUAAUAAGUUUUGGAAGAGAGGAGAAGAAGAUGCCUCAAUAAUUUCUACUCGAGAUGCAUGCUUUCACAUGGUAGAUAAGUUAAUCGCUAAAGGGCUUAUAAGGCAGAAUAUAAUUAUUGAACCUCUCCAUUCUGGCUCUUCUAUAUUAACAUAUAGCUAUAGUAUAGUCUCUAUUUCUGAUAAUGCGCAAGAGCAAAUAGGUAUGAAUGAAUGGUGCGAAUUUGUAAAACCAAGUUCAAGGCAAAAAAGAGUGCGAUAA